GUUGCCUUUCCCUGUGCGCAGACGGGUCUGGGGUGUGCAAGGCCUUUAUUAUGUGGCUGAUCUCCUUAAUGGUGUAGAGCCAGGCCAACAUUUCGUGUUCUUCCCAAUUACACAGCAGAGAAGUCAUUCUGCCUGGCUGAGACCAGAGCGGUGAGGUGCAAAGUAGUCCUGUGUUUUCCUGAAUGGAUUCAGUCUGCCAUAUGGCAGGUGAGUGAGUUACCACGAGAGGUUUGUAAUGGGAAAGGGCUGUGCAGAGGAGGACGUGUGUGAUUAGCAGAUUUAUAGAUCAGAAAGUGAAAUGGGAAGAGGGAAUUUCCCAAGUGCCCUUUCCAUUUGACAGGUCUUCUGUACAGUAAAGGUGUGGGGUGGGUUUGGUGUUUUUCUGUUUUGGCUCUUGCCUUUCUAUUAUAUUUUUUCCUAGCACAGGAGUAAGGCAUCAGUGUUGUGGAUGUUGUGUUGCUGCACUGCUUAGGGAGAUGCUCCCUCUCUGGAGGAAUGAGGCUGUGCUGUGCUUCACAGGGUUGAGGGAGUGGCGACUGCGCUGAGACAUGGAUAGAUGCAAACAUGUGGGGCGGUUACGGCUGGCCCAGGACCACUCCAUCCUGAACCCCCAGAAGUGGCGCUGCCUGGAGUGCGCCACCACGGAGUCGGUGUGGGCCUGCCUCAAGUGCUCCCACGUGGCCUGCGGCCGCUACAUCGAGGACCACGCCCGGGAGCACUUCGUGGAGACGGGCCAUCCACUGGCCAUGGAGGUCCGGGACCUCUACGUGUUCUGCUACCUGUGCCAGGACUACGUGCUCAAUGACAACCCCGAGGGGGACCUGAAGCUGCUGCGGAGCUCGCUGCUGGCGGUGCGCGGUCAGCAGCAGGACCGGCCGGCACGGCGCGGGCGCAACCUGGGCAACACCUGCUACAUGAACUCCAUCCUGCAGGUUCUCAGCCACCUCCGCAAGUUCCGGGAGUGCUUCCUGAACCUCGACCCGUGCACCACUGAGCACUUGUUCGCCCAGGCUGCGCACCGUAAGGCCCGGCUUUCAGCCCCGGAGCCGCCGGCCAGGGGUGACAGAGCUGAGGCUUGCAGGCGCGAUGGCCUCUGCUGGAAUGGCGGGGCCUCUCUCAGCAGGAGCCUAGAGCUCAUCCAGAACAAGGAGCCGAGCUCCAAGCACAUCUCGCUCUGCCACGAGCUGCACACGCUCUUCCGAGUCAUGUGGUCCGGGCGGUGGGCCCUGGUGUCGCCCUUCGCCAUGCUGCACUCCGUGUGGAGCCUGAUCCCUGCCUUCCGUGGCUACGACCAGCAGGACGCGCAGGAGUUUCUGUGCGAGCUGUUGCACAAGGUGCAGCAGGAGCUCGAGGCUGAGGGCUCCACACGCCGGAUCCUCAUCCCCUUCUCCCAGAGGAAACUCACAAAGCAGGUCUUAAAGGUGGUAAACACCAUCUUCCACGGGCAGCUGCUCAGCCAGGUCACGUGUAUAUCAUGCAAUUACAAAUCCAACACCAUUGAGCCCUUUUGGGAUCUGUCCUUGGAAUUUCCUGAACGCUAUCACUGCAUAGAGAAGGGAUUUGUCCCUUUGAAUCAGACAGAGUGCCUGCUUACUGAGAUGCUGGCCAAGUUCACUGAGACAGAGGCCCUGGAAGGGAGAAUCUAUGCUUGCGACCAGUGUAACAGCAAGCGACGAAAAUCCAACCCCAAACCCCUUGUUCUGAGCGAAGCUAGAAAGCAGUUAAUGAUCUACACACUACCUCAGGUCCUCCGGCUGCACCUUAAGAGAUUCAGGUGGUCUGGCCGUAAUCACCGCGAGAAGAUUGGGGUCCAUGUCGCCUUUGAGCAGGUAUUAACCAUGGAACCUUACUGCUGCAGGGACAUGCUCUCCUCCCUUGACAAAGAGACCUUUGCCUAUGAUCUCUCCGCAGUGGUCAUGCAUCACGGGAAAGGGUUUGGCUCAGGACACUACACAGCCUAUUGCUACAACACAGAGGGAGGUUUUUGGGUCCACUGCAAUGACUCAAAGCUGAAUGUAUGCAGUGUCGAGGAGGCAGCAGCCUCCUCACUCGGCCGCGCUGGGGACAGGGAGGCUGGCCCGACCAUCACUGCAGGUCACUGCAGCAGGCCUGGCUGUCCACGGAACUGUCUUCUGACGGAGGGUAUCACGUUAAGGUCUGAAUUCAGGUGGAGACAUCCGUGUCGCACGAAGGAGACAGAUCGUAGCAUUUGCUGUUGACCUCUUUUGCGAUGAACUCUACCAUGGGACCUGCCAGACAGCACUGAGGCAUGGAGGAAAUUCAGACAGAAAAUGGCUCACCCUGAUAGGGGAGGAGUGACUGUGUUUUACAUUAAACUUGCUUUCUCCAACACUGUGAGGUUUCUGUAAUAUUAGCU
Molecule: messenger RNA, 2377 nt
Organism: Fukomys damarensis (Damara mole-rat)
Lineage: Eukaryota; Metazoa; Chordata; Mammalia; Rodentia; Bathyergidae
Gene: Usp49
Product: ubiquitin specific peptidase 49
Exons: 10
Coding region: 549-2219 (556 amino acids)
Biological process (GO): protein deubiquitination
Cellular component (GO): cytoplasm
Molecular function (GO): cysteine-type deubiquitinase activity; zinc ion binding
Source: RefSeq, a predicted model, not a curated record